Molecule: messenger RNA, 3138 nt
Organism: Didymodactylos carnosus
Lineage: Eukaryota; Metazoa; Rotifera; Eurotatoria; Philodinida; Philodinidae
Source: the annotation of a GenBank genome assembly
GUUGUCUCUUCUAUCUUCUUAUCUUUCGAACCGUUCUCAGUGCGUGCGUGUGAAUGAUUCUGUCUCUUCUUCUUCUGUUCCUUCUGGUGUUCCUCAAGGCAGUGUGCUAGGGCCUCUUUUAUUUCUUAUUUUUAUUAAUGAUCUACUUCUGUCACUUCCACCUAAUUGUGAAAUCUGUCUCUUUGCUGAUGAUGUUUUUUUGAUUGUUCCUCUUUCCUCUCUACUGAUUCUUCUAAUUUUUCUCAUGUUCAAAACUGUAUAAACUCUGUUUCUCACUGAUCUUCUUCCAAUCUCAUGUCUUUAAACGCUUCUAAAUGUUCUUGGCUUCCGCUCUCUUUCAACAUAUUUCCGUACGUUUAUAAUCAAUUGUAUCUCAAUGAUGUUCCUCUUUCUGUUGUGUCUUCUGUGCGUUGUCUUGGUGUUCUUGUUUCGCACGAUCUCAGGUGGAACGAUCAUGCCAAGGACAUUGCUCUUGCUUGUCGGCGCAAGCUCGGAGCAUUGAAUCGUGUCUUUGGAUGAGCUCCAACUAAAGUUCGGCGUCGAAUCUAUCUUUCUUCUAUUCUUCCUAAAAUCGACUAUUGCUGUGCCUUGUACGACAGUUCGUUUUCUCUUACUGUUCUUGAUUCUGUGAACAAACUCGCUUCUCGUGUUAUUUCUCGAAAUUUUGAUUACCGUUCUUCUAGUUCUCUACUUGUGUCUCAUCUUUCUCUUCCAAAUCUCUCUCUUCGUCGUAAAUACUUUAGACUUUUACAGUUUUUCAAAAUUUAUCAUCGUCUAAGUCCUGUUUCUCUCUUUUACACUAUUCAUCGUCCUCACUAGUCAUCUUUACGUCUUCAUCACUCUAAAUACGUUCGUCUUCCACCUUCUGUUGAUGGUUUUUCUCCACAAACGGUGCAUUCUUCAUUUUUUUAUUCAACUAUUACUGAUUGGAAUAAUCUUCCAGAGUCAGUUAUUUGUCUUUCUUCUUUUAUGUCUUUCAAAACAGCCUUACUUCAGUAUCUCUUCCAGUGAAACGCUUGUCAGUUAAGCAUUUAUGCUUGUUCUUUUUUUGUUUUUUUUAAAAAAUUUUUGUUUUCUUUUACUACUUCUGGUUCUAAUCUUAGUUGUCUUCUUUAUUUUGUUAUUUCUUUUAUUAUUAUUUUGGUGUUAUUUGGCUUGAGUCAUUGUUAUUACAGGUCGGUGACCUUUGAUGAUUCUCACUUUUCGUGAAUAAACAAUCUUAGUCUUAGUCUUAGUCUUAGUCUGAUACCUUGCGACCUGUUGAUAAUCUCCAAAGUAGAUGGGUUGACGAGAAUCGACUAUGUUAAGUUGCAUAGUAAUGCUUAUUUUCUGAAAAAAAAUUAAGUACCUAAUGGAGAAAGCUAGAAUAAGGAAUCAAGCCAUACAGUCUUUAUGGAAUUUUUUAUGGCUAAAAGCCAACUCAUAUGCAAUCUAUUCUAGUCUCUAAUGAAUGUUUACACGUUUUAAUAUCAAACGUUUUUCUUUCCUCCAGUCACACAUAUACUCAUCGAACAUUACCCUAGUAUUUUCGCUACAUAAAAUGAUAUUUACCUUUUUUAGUAAAGGAAUUGUCUCCACUAUGUCUUCCUCUCUCAAUCAAUCAUCUCAGUUAUUUCUUGAAAAGAGUUUUUGAAAAAAGAAUGUCCUUCCGCAUUAACUUCCGAGUCAUCCGAAGGAGAAAUUGACAGCUAAUCUUCCAGUCUUUUUCUUUUGAUUGAUAUACUAGAUGUACCAUUCUUUAAACUGGUCCUCGAUGUAUAAUUUAUCUACUUGUAUUCUUCUUUCAAGGUUAUCUUACCCAUCACUUAAAAAAUAGUUUAACUCAGACAUGGUAUAGAGAUCAUCAAAAAUUCAGUCACUGCUUGAUAAUUACGUAUACAAAAUAUAUAAGAUAUUGAUUAUAACGAAAUAAUCGAUAUUACAUUCCGCGAGUAUCUAAUAUAAAAAUAAAAUAACUAGUUUUUGCUCUGCAUUUAGCAAAAGCAUAGUUCAUAUUUUUUAUUUGCUCGGCUUCCAUGUAUUUGAUUAUAAUUAAAAUUUGUAAGAAGAUGUUUACCUUUAUAUACAGUAAAAGAAGUAAGAGAAAAAAAAAAUGAAAAUAAUGUCAUCUAAUGUGAUUCCUUCUCUUUUUUUUCUUUUCUCAUCGGUAUCGUGUAACACGUUAACUCAGUUUUGUUUUGAGUAAAAUACCGAACUGACAUAGUUAUUAAAAACUUUUCUACUUUUCACAAUCGCAGAAAAAUUAUGUGUUUUAAGAACUCAUUUACAUAAUAGUUGUUAAACAAUCGUUCAAUUGUGUUUCAGAUAAAUAUGUCUAUACCAAAAUUACUUGAUUUAAGUGAAUAUUGUAUUGCAAAAAAUUUUGAACAAAUUGUACAUGAACAAUCAACAACAAUUCGUUUAUUACCAGUUAAUUUAAAAGCUCGUCUAUUUUUUCUUUUAUCUCGACGUGGCCUCAUUAAUGAUUCAAAUAUUCAUUUAUUACUAAACUGCCGCACUCGAGUAUUUGAUUUUCGUGAUUGUAAUAUAACCGAUGAAGCAUUGUCUAUUAUGUCAAAAUGUAGUUUACAUUCACAAAUCGAACGUGAAAGACGGACAAUAACAACAACAACAAUUGAUCAUCAAAUAACGUCAGUUCUUAAUCCAAGUGUUUUGUAUAUUAGAGGUCGAAUAACUGAUUAUGGAUGGAUUAAAUUUAUUCAUGAAUAUCUUAAUUUAAGAAAAAUACGCUUAAAUAAUUGUUUAUUAUUAACAGAUAAAAGUUUACAAUCAAUUGGACAAUGUUGUCAUCGUCUAAUUGAAUUAGAUUUAAAUGGUUGUAUCAAUAUAAGUGAUGAUGGCAUUAGAGAACUAAAACAUUUACUUCAUAUUAAAUCUUUAGGAUUAGCGCAAACAUCAAUUACUGAUUUAGCUUUAUAUACAAUUGGACAAGCGUCAUUUAAACAUAUGCUACAAGAAAUAAAUGUUAGACAAUGUCAACAAAUAACAGAUGAUGGAUUUACUUAUUUAUUAAAAAAUUGUCCAAAUUUACGAACCAUUGGAUUUUUACAAUGUCCAAAAUUAACGGAAUUAUCAAGACAAAGUUUAGGACCAAAUACACAUCAAUUCUCUUAUGUAGUAUGGUCAAUUCCUGUUUAA